Messenger RNA from Erigeron canadensis, 1348 nucleotides. RefSeq names its product probable protein kinase At2g41970. The record is from RefSeq and is a predicted model, not a curated record. Lineage: Eukaryota; Viridiplantae; Streptophyta; Magnoliopsida; Asterales; Asteraceae. The transcript is spliced from 7 exons. Gene Ontology annotation, molecular function: protein tyrosine kinase activity; ATP binding. Gene Ontology annotation, biological process: protein phosphorylation. Bases 48 to 1157 code for a protein of 369 amino acids.
ACAUAUACACAUAAAUUGUGGAUUUGUGUAUCUUUUAUAUUUGAAGAAUGUCUUGUUGUGGAGGUGGCGAAGAGGAUGUUUAUAGCGGUCCACCCUCAAACAAUAUUGCGACCGCGCCACCUCGAGGACCACCAUAUGGAGGUACUUUAGGGAGUAAUAGAGGAGAGCCAAGGGGUGGUGGACCUGCAAGAAAUGGGACUCCUCAAAAGCCCUUACCGAUUGAAACACCAGCAUUGUCAUUGAAUGAGCUAAAUAAGAUGACUUAUAAUUUUGGACAAAAAGCUUUGGUGGGUGAAGGUUCUUAUGGACGGGUUUUCUCUGGAAAGCUAAGUAGUGGACAAGAAGUAGCGGUGAAGAAGCUGGAUACGAGCUCUUCACCUGAGCCCGAUAAUGAUUUUCUAGCCCAGUUAUCAGUUGUUUCAAGGCUUAAAAAUGAGUAUUUUGUUGAGUUGCUCGGUUAUUGCUUGGAGGGAAACAACCGCAUCUUGAUAUAUCAAUAUGCAUCCAUGGGUUCUUUGCAUGAUGUAUUACACGGGAGAAAGGGUGUACAAGGGGCGCAACCUGGUCCAGUUCUUAGUUGGACUCAGAGAGUUAAAAUUGCUUAUGGUGCAGCAAGAGGUCUAGAGUAUCUACAUGAAAAGGUCCAGCCUUCGAUUGUUCAUCGUGAUGUUCGGUCCAGCAAUGUUUUGUUGUUUGAUGAUUUUCAAACCAAGAUAGCCGAUUUUAAUCUAAGCAAUCAGUCUUCUGACACUGCAGCGCGACUGCAUUCCACUAGAGUAUUGGGAACUUUUGGCUACCAUGCUCCAGAAUAUGCAAUGACCGGGCAGAUAACUCAGAAGAGUGAUGUCUAUAGUUUUGGAGUAGUUCUUUUAGAACUUUUGACAGGAAGAAAACCAGUUGACCACACGAUGCCCAAAGGACAACAAAGUCUCGUUACUUGGGCAACACCAAGAUUAAGUGAGGACAAAGUAAAGCAAUGUAUUGAUCCCAAGUUAAAUGAUGACUACCCUCCAAAGGCAGUUGCUAAGAUGGCAGCCGUUGCAGCACUAUGUGUUCAAUACGAGGCAGAUUUCAGGCCAAAUAUGACGAUCGUUGUCAAGGCCUUGCAACCACUCUUCAAUUCAAGAUCAGCAGCCGUGGAGUCUCCAGCUUUGUAAGCAAAUUUCUAGAAACCACAUUUGAGUUUUAUCUAGAAAAGAUAGUCUGAAAUAUUAUAGACCCAAUUAUUGAACUACAUUGAUGAUAUCAUGAUCCCAGAUGUAGAAAUGGUAGCUAGAGCCCAAUUGUUUUUCAUUUUCUAAGUUUUGUAUGACUUUAGUGAUGGCAUUGAUUGAUUGAUUCGUGAGCA